AUGUCUCUCGCGAUCAAUAGCACCAUCAAGCUCAAGAAUGGGAGCCUACCGCGGCUCGGUCUCGGGGUGUAUCAGUCCCGAGGGGAUGAGUGCUAUGAUGCGGUCCGAUGUGCGGUAGAAGCAGGGUAUAAGCACAUCGAUACCGCCCAAGGAUACCGGAAUGAAGAUAUCGUCGGCAAAGCCAUCUCCUCCACCUCCACCCCCCGUUCCUCUCUCUUUAUAACUACCAAGUACAUGCCCUCUCACACUCCUCACUCGACCGAAGAAGUCUACUCGGUCCUCCGCAAAUCGCUCAAACCACUACACAAAGUCGCAGGGAGCAGCUAUACCGGGAACAACCCAUACGUCCGGCCCGAUGAGCCGAAGGCGGAGUAUGUGGAUCUGUUUCUCAUACAUGCGCCAUUUGGAGGUCCGGAGGGCAGAGCACAGAAUUGGGCGGCUUUAGCAAAGGCGCAGAAGGAGGGUUGGGCGAGGGAUAUUGGGGUAUCUAAUUUUGGGGUAAAGCACCUCGAAGCGCUCCCAGAACCUCGACCGGCGGUGAACCAGAUUGAGCUUCAUCCUUGGUGUCAACAGCGGGAUAUAGUCGACUAUUGCGACAAAUACGGGAUCGCCGUUCAGGCGUAUUGCCCGCUCGUACGGGCAGAUGCGAAGCGGUUUGAUGAUCCGGUCUUGAAGAGGAUAUGCGAGAAGACGGGGAAGGGGCCGGGUCAGGUACUGAUACGGUGGAGUCUGCAGAAAGGAUUUGCGCCAUUGCCGAAGAGCGUUACGCCGGCGAGAAUACAGAGUAAUGCGGACGUGUAUGACUUUGAGCUGGAUAAGGAGGAUAUGGAGGCUUUGGAUGGGCUGGAUGAGGGGGCCAGGGGGGCGUGUAGUUGGAAUCCUGUAGAUUCAGCGUGA
This is a messenger RNA of Dioszegia hungarica, 897 nucleotides long. RefSeq names its product putative aldo-keto reductase. Bases 1 to 897 code for a protein of 298 amino acids. The transcript has 5 exons. Gene Ontology annotation, molecular function: oxidoreductase activity. The record is from RefSeq and is a predicted model, not a curated record. Lineage: Eukaryota; Fungi; Basidiomycota; Tremellomycetes; Tremellales; Bulleribasidiaceae.